AUGGAGCGACGCCCGCGGCUAACAAAGGAGCAGAAACUGGCAAUUCUACGUCAGAGUGAUAUGCAACCAGAGUGGAGUCAAAGGCAGUUGGGCCAGUGGGUAGCUGACACGUUCAAGUUGGGCUUUGUGCCGUCGCAGCCAACGAUUUCCGUUGUCUUGCGCAAAGGUGGUAAACUUGUUAAGCCCCGCGUUUCGAAGACUAAAAACUCACUUGCUUUAGUCAAGCAGAAGCUGAUCAAGUGCCCGCAUGUAGAGAAGGCUAUGCUGCAUUGGCUGGAGAUUCAGAUUGUCAACGAUGAAGCUGUUACAGUAACCAAAAUGCGAGACAAGGCUAAUGAGUUGGUGCAUCAAUUGGAAGUAGUUAUGGAUGGCUUUGUCGUGUCAGACACAUGGAUCGAUCGUUUUAUGAGACGUUACGUUCUCAAUUGCCCAUCUGGGUUGUCGGACGCUGAGACAACAGACUGUGACGAGUUUCAAGAUGUUGCGGCUAUCGAUGCUGCUAGGAAUGAAGACUGUGAAAAAGCGGGCAAAAUGAGUAGUCAAAUCAUUAAUCCGGUUGUGGCAAUACGAACACCUGCAGUGGUUAAAAGGAAUAAAACAUCGGCAAGGAAGAGAAAGCGUAACAGUGAGCCGAGCUGGCAGUUGAAGGAAGUGCAAAUGUCGGAGUAA
This is a messenger RNA of Plasmopara halstedii, 669 nucleotides long. Its product is annotated as DNA-binding centromere protein B (CENP-B). Bases 1 to 669 code for a protein of 222 amino acids. The record is from RefSeq and is a predicted model, not a curated record. Lineage: Eukaryota; Oomycota; Peronosporomycetes; Peronosporales; Peronosporaceae. The transcript has a single exon.